AUGGAGGAAAAUCAAAAAUUCCUCAUCAGGGAAAUGAAAAAGGCAGAUAUCGAGGAAGUUGAGAAGCUACAUAUUGCCAUUUUCCCUGUGAGGUACUCCAAAAAUGUUUUUAUUGGAUUUUUGAGACCAGAUUAUUUAUCAUUAGUUAUCGAAACAGAGUGGUAUGGAGAAAAGCGUAUUAUUGGUGUUUCUACAUCAUCCCGCAAUUGGGCAUCUCCUUUUUCUCGCUCUCGAACUGCAUACUUAUCAACAUUUGGAAUUCUACCAGAGUUCCGUAGACAUCAUCUUGGAACAUUGCUUUUAAACGCUACGGUUGCAUGCCUUGCAAAGUAUUAUGGCUGCAUUGAGCUUUCAUUGCAUAUGGAAGCCGCAAACAAGGCUGCAUACGAGUUUUACAUCAGCAACAAAUUUAUUGCUGUCCAAUUACUUCCAGAUCAUUAUACAUUUAACAAUUCAUAUCAUGAUGCCUAUUUCAUGAGGAAACCAAUCAAUACAAUCGAACUAGACAGAAAAAAUACAAUUGAGUAUUCAAAAGAAGUUGAAUAUUUAGCACAUAAUUCACAAUAUAUUUCAUGGUUCCAUAGAUUUUGUUUGGAUCCUUAA
Messenger RNA from Trichomonas vaginalis G3, 603 nucleotides. RefSeq names its product acetyltransferase (GNAT) domain-containing protein. Lineage: Eukaryota; Parabasalia; Trichomonadida; Trichomonadidae. Bases 1 to 603 code for a protein of 200 amino acids. The transcript has a single exon. Gene Ontology annotation, molecular function: histone acetyltransferase activity; protein-N-terminal amino-acid acetyltransferase activity. Gene Ontology annotation, cellular component: Golgi membrane. Gene Ontology annotation, biological process: N-terminal peptidyl-methionine acetylation. The record is from RefSeq and is a predicted model, not a curated record.